This is a messenger RNA of Oldenlandia corymbosa var. corymbosa, 1128 nucleotides long. The record is from the annotation of a GenBank genome assembly. Lineage: Eukaryota; Viridiplantae; Streptophyta; Magnoliopsida; Gentianales; Rubiaceae.
AUGUCUUUCACGGAGACAGUUCGUCUGAAAUUAUACUGGAAUACUACUUAUACAACUGAACCUGAUGGGACUAUCACGGUACAGCGGGAUGCGCCGGACGGUUAUCUUAUCAUUGAUCGUAUGUUAGAUUUCUCGGAACUUGUUGAUAAGACAUGGCUCAUCUGCGGUGAUGUCGUUGCACCACACAACCCCAGUAGGGUAUUUCGCCAAUUUGGUUAUCACCAGCGGAUACCCGGCGACGCAUUACUUCUCACUGCGGCGGAAAUUACUAGCCUGCUCAAGAGGAAGCCGUUUGGAGGAUCCGAUAGGAGAUGGUUACAACAACUAGGGAUAUAUCUCCAGGUUUGGAAUGAUCGCCACGGCCAAGUUGUGGGGACUGAUGAUCUUUAUGUUGGCGAGCCUUCCGCAGAUCCGGAGUAUCUCUUGUGGUACCAUCAGGUUACUGUGAAGUAUGUUACGGAUCCGACGGACUCUGAAAAUGCGAGGGGUUUUCACGGUUCUGCAGAGACCUUGCGCCUCAUGGCGAGAUUGCCCGAGUUCUUUGAGCGGGCGUUGUCCGUCAAUGCAACAAAUGUUGUACGGCACGAUCUCGAUAGGCAUGUUGAGGUUCAUGACAUUUUGAGUCAAGAACUUGCACCUGUGGACCCGACCCAGCAACAUCCACCACCCAGACCUCCGAGGCGUUCGCGCAGGUCUCAGCGUGGGCGUGGGGGCAAGAGACAAUCACAACAUCUCAGCCACAUCGGUCCUCCCGGCAUGAGCGGUCUCAUAUUCCCUUCACCGGCGGUUCAUCCCAUCGGUCUCCACAUCGUCUCCACUCCAUUCUCGACAACAUUCAGCUCAUCGGUCUCCACAUCAUUCAUCCCAUCGGUCUCCACAUCAUUCUUCGCCGACCCAUCAGCGUUUUACCGUCCGAUUAUGUCUCCCAAGACCAGCAGUCUAAUUUUCCUUCACUCGCUUUUCCUCCCCGACUUCUCGGCGUCGGGUUAUCAGCGCCAUGAGGAGCGGUGGAUCGAGUCGACUCUAGGGACUCCACCGUUGGCUGUGAGUAAAGGCCAGAGAGUGACGAAGGAGCCCGAUAGAUUGACUUAUAGCCUUUUUCGGGCUAAAAAGCCCAAGAAGAAGUAG